AGCGAGCCCGGCGGCCGCGCUUUCCUGGAGAAGCGGCGGGCGGGACGGCCAGCGGAGCCGGGAGCUGAGGCAGCCGCUUGGAUGGGGUGUUGACAAAUCUCCUAGGACUUUGGAAGGCUGAAUGGAUUAAACAUGAAGAGCCUGAAAGCGAAGUUUAGAAAGAGUGAUACCAAUGAGUGGAACAAGAAUGACGAGCGCCUGCUGCAGGCUGUGGAGAACGGAGAUGCUGAGAAGAUGGCCUCACUGCUGGGCAAGAAGGGGACCAGUGCCACCAAGCAUGACGCCGAGGGCAGGACCGUUUUCCACCUUGCUGCUGCGAAAGGACACGUGGAAUGUCUCAAGGUCAUGGUUACACACGGUGUGGACGUGACUGCCCAAGAUACUUCCGGUCAAAGUGCGUUACAUAUCGCAGCCAAGAACAGUCACCCAGAGUACGUCAAGAAGCUCCUUCAGUACAAAAGUCCAGCUGACAGUACUGACAACUCUGGGAAGACAGCUUUACACUACGCAGCGGCACAGGGAUGCCUUCAAGCUGUGCAGGUCCUCUGUGAACACAAGAGCCCCAUAAACCUUAAGGACACAGAUGGGAACAUACCUCUGCUUGUUGCAGUACAAAACGGCCACAGUGAGGUCUGUCACUUUCUCUUGGAUCAUGGAGCAGAUGUCAAUUCCAGGGACAAAAAUGGAAGAACUGCUCUCAUGCUCGCUUGUGAAGCUGGCAGCUCUAGUACUGUAGAAGCCUUAAUUAAAAAAGGUGCCGACCUGAACCUUGUAGACUCUCUUGGACACAAUGCCUUAUAUUAUUCCAAACUCUCAGAAAACGCAGGAAUUCAAAGCCUUCUAUUAUCAAAAAUCUCUCAGGAUGCUGAUUUAAAGACCCCAACAAAACCAAAGCAGCAUGAUCAAGUCUCUAAAAUAAGCUCAGAAAGAAGUGGAACUCCAAAAAAACGCAAAGCUCCACCACCUCCUAUCAGUCCUACCCAGUUGAGUGAUGUGUCUUCUCCGAGAUCAAUAACUUCCACACCACUUUCGGGAAAGGAAUCAGUGUUUUUUGCUGAAGCACCCUUCAAGGCUGAGAUCAGUUCUAUCCAAGAAAACAAAGACAGACUGAGCGACAGCACGACAGGUGCAGACAGCUUGUUGGAUGGAAGUUCUGAGGCUGACCAACAAGAUCUUCUUGUCCUAUUGCAAGCAAAAGUCGCUUCCCUUACCUUACACAACAAGGAGUUACAAGAUAAAUUGCAGGCCAAGUCACCCAAGGAAGCUGAAGCAGACCUGAGCUUUGAGUCUUUCCAUUCCACUCAGACUGACCUGGCCCCCUCCCUGGGCAAGUCUAGUGAAGCCCCUUCCUCAGAUGCCAAAUCGUCGCCACCUGUCGAGCAUGUUAAUGUCAGAAUCCAGCAGCUACAAGACAGUCUGCAAGCUUUGCAGAGGCAAUUGGAGAGUUCUGAAGCGGAGAAGCAGCAGCUCCAGGCCGAACUCCAGUCCCAGAGGACAGACCUGAGGUGCCUGAACAGCGCAGAGAUUUCAGAGAACGGCUCUGACCUCAGUCAGAAACUCAAAGACACUCAGAUCAAGUACGAGGAGGCCAUGAAAGAAGUCCUGAGUGCGCAGAAGCAGAUGAAACUGGGCCUCCUCUCCCAUGAGAGUGCGGAUGGCUAUUUGCAUCUCCGAGAGCCGGGGGUUGCUGAUGGUGAAGUUGGCAUUCUAAAGCAGAACCUGCAGAACGCCCUGGAAGAAAGUGAAAGGAAUAAACAGAGGGUGAGAGAGUUAGAAACAAAGCUGGCGGAGAAAGAGAAGGCUGGGGCCGCUAAGCCACCUGCAGAAGAGUGUGAGGAGAUGAAAAGCUCAUACUGUGCUGUCAUCGAGAAUAUGAAUAAGGAGAAGGCGUUUUUGUUUGAGAAGUACCAGCAGGCCCAAGAAGAAAUCAUGAAACUAAAAGAUACACUCAAAAGUCAGAUGCCACAGGAAGCCCCUGAUGACACUGGGGACAUGAAAGAGGCCAUGAACAGGAUGAUAGAUGAACUCAAUAAACAGGUGAGCGAGCUGUCGCAGCUGUACAAAGAAGCCCAGGCAGAGCUGGAGGAUUAUAGGAAGAGGAAAUCUCUAGAAGAUGCAGCUGAAUAUAUCCACAAAGCCGAGCAUGAGCGGCUGAUGCACGAGAAAAACCUGUCCAGGGCGAAAGCGGAAGAAGCACUGUCAGAAAUGAAGUCGCAGUAUUCCAAGGUGUUGCACGAGUUGACACAGCUCAAACAGCUGGUAGACGCUCACAAGGAGAACUCUGUGUCCAUCACAGAACAUUUGCAGGUGAUAACCACGCUGCGGACAACGGCCAAAGAGAUGGAAGAGAGAAUAAGCAACCUCAAAGAGCACCUUGCAAGCAAGGAAGCUGAAGUCACAAAGCUGGAGAAGCAGCUCCUGGAAGAGAAAGCUGCCAUGACCGGCACCAUGGUCCCCAAGGCUUCCUAUGAGAAGCUCCAGGCAUCCUUAGAGAGUGAAGUCAAUGCGCUAGCAACGAAAUUAAAGGAUUCGGUGAAAGAGAAAGAGAAAGCCCACUCGGAGGUCGCCCAGGUUCGAAGUGAGGUCUCACAGGUGAAGAGGGAAAAGGAAAACAUCCAGACCCUCUUGAAAUCCAAAGAGCAGGAAGUGAGUGAACUUGUGCAGAAAUUCCAGCGUGCUCAGGAAGAACUUGAAGGGAUGAAAAGAUGUUCUGAGACCUCUUCAAAGCUGGAGGAGGAUAAAGACGAAAAGAUAAAUGAGAUGUCAAAGGAAGUCAUGAAGUUGAAGGAGGCCCUCAACAGCCUCUCGCAGCUCUCCUACUCCACAAGCUCAUCCAAGAGGCAGAGCCAGCAGCUGGAAGUGCUCCAGCAGCAGGUGAAACAGCUCCAGAACCAGCUAACGGAAUGUAAGAAACAACACCAGGAGGUCAUAUCGGUUUAUAGAAUGCAUCUUCUGUAUGCUGUUCAGGGCCAAAUGGAUGAAGAUGUCCAGAGAGUCCUGAAGCAAAUUCUUACCAUGUGUAAAAACCAGUCCCAGAAGAAGUAAACUGGACACAUUGGCAGGACUCCGCCCCUUUUGUCACCUGUUUUUGUGUUAGAUCUGGAGUUGUCACCGACCACUGCCAUUGUUCUUAUCCAUGGUGUGCACUGUGACCUAGCGCAGCUUCUUUUCCAGAGGUUUCUGGGGACUAGUCCCAGGAGAAGAUGCUCUCCUCAAAACUGCGUGGGUACUUCAGACCAGCAGAGGUGAUGGUCCCUGUCAUCUCUUCAGAAUCUACAGCUGGGAUCAGCUAUGCCCCAAACUCUGCCCUGCCUUCCUUGGUACCUAGCUAUCUGAGUGAUGUCCCUGAGUUAAAAGGUGCAUAGUCCUUGCUCUCUGCCCUUGGGCCAUGCCAUUCAGCAUGGAGGAACAUCUUUGCCCUUCCCCAACCACGAUUUAAUUUCUAACCAAAUUAGAAUAACAUUAGAAGUGAGUAUUUAAGAUCCUUUAUCCUGUGGAUUUAAAAAUGCAGAUUCCAUCUUUCUCCCUCUAGCUGCCUUACACGUCUUUGCCCUCUUUGUUGGUCUCACAGUUUGGUGAGAACUGCUAACUGAAAUACAAGUUUCAAUCCGCGGGUGACCGGUUCUUAAAGGUUUCUAAGUAAAUCAACAUAUUGCAAAUUUCCUAUGCAAACUUGACUCCUGCUGUUAUCCACGAAGCUCAGGAAAUCCAAAUAUUUGUGUUUCAGCAAAGGACAGUAAACCGUGUGUUUACAGCCAAAAGAAAUGCCUCAUGGUUCCUAACCUCAACUUUUUUAAAAGUUUUUUUUUUUCUCUAUGAUAUUUUUAUUGGCAUUUAAAGAUGUUUUCAUAGCUAAACCCCGAAGUAAGUGAGAUUAGAUUAUAUUAGCAAUAUUUUUAGAUAACCAUGCUUAAGAUUUCUUAAAAAUGUCAUUUUUUUCCUCAAAAAUUUUCAGCUAUAGCAGAGGGCCAGUUAUAUAUUCCAAACUCAACAUGAGCUGCCAACAGUACCCCUAGAAUUUUCUAGUCUACUUAUGAAGUCCUUCUUUUGCCAGUUGACUAUUUGUAAACACCCCAAACUCUAGCUCCCAUAAAUGAUUCCUGGAAUGACAAUUAGUCCCAGCCAGUGUCUCCAUGUUGAAAGUAAACGCCCGGCAUGGUAACACGGUGCACAGCAAAAGUCUUGGGGGAAAAUAUGUCUGUUGACUUUCAGGUUAAAAUAACGUUUGACUUGCUUGCAGCUUCUCCUAUGGCCCCGAUCAUGAGGGAGCUAAGUGGGAUGCAGAACUUUUAGUACGUUACUAAGGGUGGAGGCCCACUCUGACAGGUUCAGUGGACGGCGGGGCUGCCUAGGCUCUGAGGCGCAUGGCUGAACUGCCUGUGUUCAUCUGUAUUAGGUAAAGACCAAAGCCAGCCAAACAAAAGUGGCUUCAGGUUGGUGGUGUUCCUUUUCUUGAGUUGUCUAAUUACAGUUCAGCAUUUCUCAAAAGUGCUCCAAAGAAAUGUGAAAGGGUUUGUCUCAGAACUUAAGGAGUUACAAAGCCACCUCCCCUGGUGCCCACCCCACAGCAUUGCUGCAGAAUGUAAAACUUGAGACAUUUUGUAGGAUGCCUGACAACAUGUAGCCUUUUUCUUGUUUCAGGAUGCAUAUUUAUUACAAGUAUUCUGGUUAAAUAUUGAAAAGAUAUAUGCUGUAGUUUAGCAUUUUUAUCUUUGUAAUUUUCAGAAAUCCUUGCAGAAAAUAA
This is a messenger RNA of Microtus ochrogaster (prairie vole), 4744 nucleotides long. It is a transcript of the gene Rai14, whose product is annotated as retinoic acid induced 14. The record is from RefSeq and is a predicted model, not a curated record. Gene Ontology annotation, molecular function: actin binding. Lineage: Eukaryota; Metazoa; Chordata; Mammalia; Rodentia; Cricetidae.